AGGGCCUUGGUUUCCGCUCCCACCUGGACUUUUUUCCUUUGCUCACCAACAUCCAAUCAGCUAGUUUGUACCGUCUGGCAUAGACAUACAUACGUACAUACAUACAUACACAUACAUAUACACAAGAGUCUUGGUCACCACCUGCAGCCCACCACCCUUCUUCGUCCCACAUGUCGCCCCAGAGAUCAGACUCAAUGGAGGCCCAAGAUAACAUCCGAAAGCGAGUAUGCAAGGCGUGCGAUCGCUGCCGUCUAAAAAAAUCAAAGUGCGAUGGAGCGAGCCCUUGCAGUCGCUGCAAAGCCGACAACGCAAUCUGCGUCUUUGGCGAGCGAAAGAAGUCUCAGGACAAAGUAUAUCCCAAGGGUUACGUCGAGAUGCUCGAGCAGCAGCAAAGCCAACUAGUUGCUGGUCUACGCGAACUUUAUAGCCGCCUACAGCGAGGCGAAAGCUGGCCAGGCCAACCGCUGCAAGAAACAGCAGCCGGCCAUCCCCUCACCCACGACAUUUUGGAACGCCUGGAUCUUCUACAUGCCCCCAGCGACAGCAGCACCCACUACGAAGGAUUCGAGGAAGACUGCAAUCGCAUGCAGCAAAGACUAAUCGAAGGAGGCGCUCCAUACGCCCAGAGGCGGACUUCAGUCAGCUCAGAAUCCGACCACGGCCACGCUUCGUCAAACUCGUCAUACAACGGCACCCCCACAACAAGGUCCUUUGCCUACGAAAGCCCCUUUGCCCGAAACAACGCACCGCCAACCCCACCCAUGAACAGCCCGUUCCCCCGACAGUCGCAGGUAGUUUCGCCAGUCAAGCAAGAGCCGGUAAUGGCCUCGCCACCGUUCAUGGGCAGUGGUGUCAUGGACCCCUCUGCACUGUCGCGAGCACCCUGGAUGAACGACUCGAUGAUGCUGGAUGACACGGUCGACUUCAAGCCCAUGUAUGGAUUCGACAGCUUCCCCGCCUACGACCAAAACAUGAUGAUAGAGAGCGUCGCCAUAAGCCCAAACGACCCAAUGAUGCCCGACUGGAAUCCACACAAUGAGUUGGAUUUCAGCAGCUUCAUCCAGAACUCCGUUGGCGCAUAGCCAUUGGUCCGGACAUAACUCCACUGCUCUCGUUCCAUCUCCUUGUUUAGCGUUCAAGCGUUCUGGGAUACCUCCUGUUUCUUUACGGCGUUUGGGUUUGCUCAUAGCUGUCGGCGUCCAAUAUGUCGGCGUAUAAUGAUCUGCCGGGACAUUUACUCGUUUAAUGUACACUCUGGUCAAAGUCUCACCUGUUUCACGACGACGUGAACCGCUGUGCCGGGCACAGCUGCAUGCCUCCGCGGCGGAUUGGCAACUGUUCCCUGACAAUGGGCGCAACAAAGGGCGCCUUUGCGAGUACACUGUGGUUUACCUGUAUAUGAUAUUGUAAAUAUUAAAACUCGCUAUCUGUUCUUUUUUUCAAACCCUUAUGACAUUGCAUGUUGGGAAAUUGAGUGUGCGCGCGCUUGAAAUGUCGAUUACUAAUGAU
Molecule: messenger RNA, 1509 nt
Organism: Bipolaris maydis ATCC 48331
Lineage: Eukaryota; Fungi; Ascomycota; Dothideomycetes; Pleosporales; Pleosporaceae
Biological process (GO): regulation of DNA-templated transcription
Molecular function (GO): zinc ion binding; DNA-binding transcription factor activity, RNA polymerase II-specific
Source: RefSeq, a predicted model, not a curated record